This is a messenger RNA of Triticum aestivum (bread wheat), 754 nucleotides long. RefSeq lists its product as uncharacterized. Bases 6 to 617 code for a protein of 203 amino acids. The transcript has 4 exons. Lineage: Eukaryota; Viridiplantae; Streptophyta; Magnoliopsida; Poales; Poaceae. The record is from RefSeq and is a predicted model, not a curated record.
AGCUGAUGGAAUCCUGCGGUACGCUGUCCUCCAACAACAACAAUCCCUCAGAGGCGCAAUGGAAUCCGACGCACCGAGUGCGGCUGGCUGAGAUCUGGAACCAUGAGACCUACAAAAGGACGCCGCUGCGCCGGGACGUGAUCCCCAUUGUGGCGCUCGUCAACCCGAUCAAGGCACACGAGGUCUACUUCUUCCUCGACAAGCACAUCUUCUCUGUCAACCUGCACAACACUAGUGUGGUGCAGUAUGACAAGUUUGAAGAUUUGGGGAUGCCGGACCUCUCCUCCCGCCUGCUCCAUGCUUGGCAGCUUCCACCGGAGCUCACCGAAUAUCAUCCCUUGCCUGGAACCGAUGUGUUGGGUGCCACGGGGGUUUAUUUCCUGAAUCAAUAUGACUCAGUGGAGGAUUUCCAUGAGGAAAUGAUUGCUGCCACAGACAGGUGGUGUCCCGAAUUGCAUGAGAUGGGUCUGGAGGAACUUGAAGAUGGAGAUGAUGAUGCCUCUAAGAUGAGUGAGGAUCUUGAAGGGGAUGGUGAUGACUCUGAGACGAGCGGGGAUCUUGAAGAUGACUCCGAGAUCAAUGAGGAAGAUGUCGAAGAGGACGGAGAUGAAGACUGAGAUGACAUAGACGAUGGAGGUGAUUUAUAAGUGUGCUAAUCUGAUACACAUGGCUUAUUUGAGUCACCUGCAUCCACCCCGCGUUUCUUCACUUAAAGAAAUGCUUUUACUGUGUUGCUCCUUGUCUAGUCUAGUGG